AUGCAGUCAGCUUCAAAGGAUCUCAAGGCGCAUGAGCAUGAAAGAGAGAGAAUGGCACAAAUCAAUAGUCUUGAUGUUGAAGUAGAAGAACAAAAAGCCAAGGUAACAUCCAUACAUGGUAAUUGUGAUAGUGCUCAAUCUGAGCUUGAUUCUGUCCGCCAUAAGAUGAAAGAGUAUGACAUCCAAGUUAGUAGCAUUGUCAAGGAACAGCUAAAGCGGCUGCACAAAAUUACUGAGAUCAAGCUUGAGCAAAAGAAGUUGGAAAAUGAGGUAAAUCUAAUGGAAAUGGAACACAAGGAUUGCUCUACUAGAGUUGAGAAACUGCUGGAGAAGCAUGCCUGGAUUGUAACUGAGAAUCAGUUAUUUGGAAGAAGAGGAACUGAUUAUGAUUUUGAAUCACGUGAUCCUCAUAGGGCUAGGGCGGAACUGGAGAAGCAGAGCAAUCAGGUUUGGAGAAAAGGUGAACAAGAAAGUUAUGGCGAUGUUUGA
Molecule: messenger RNA, 489 nt
Organism: Linum trigynum
Lineage: Eukaryota; Viridiplantae; Streptophyta; Magnoliopsida; Malpighiales; Linaceae
Source: the annotation of a GenBank genome assembly